This is a messenger RNA of Entrophospora sp. SA101, 588 nucleotides long. The record is from the annotation of a GenBank genome assembly. NCBI's taxonomy places the organism in Eukaryota, Fungi, Glomeromycota, Glomeromycetes, Entrophosporales, Entrophosporaceae.
AUGGCAAAUAAAGCAAAUAAACAUAAGCCACCAGCACAAUCACAAAAUCAAUCUGAAAAGAAUUUAAGUUUUAUACAAAAUGAAAAUGUAUUUUUAUUUGUCCCAAAUCUUAUAGGUAGUAAAUUUGGAGCAGCAUUAGACAUGGUGACAGAUAGAUCUACAACAACAUGUUUACUAUGCUAUCUUGCAUUUAUUUAUCCAUAUUGGACAAUUGUAUUUCAACUUUUGAUAUCUUUGGACUUAAGUAGUCAUUACAUGCAGAUGUACAGUUCAAUAAUGACUGGGUUUUCAAGUCACAAAGAAGUUUCAAAGUCUUCAAAUCGUAUCUUACGUCUUUAUUAUUCUAAUAACAAAUUUCUGUUUUUUGUAUGUGCAUUAAAUGAAUCAUUUUUUGUUUCAUUAUAUUUAUUAUCAAAAAUAUCUAAUUCAAAUUUAACCUUUGCCAUUUAUCUUUUGACCAUGGCUUCAUUUCCUGUAUGUGUUACAAAACAAAUAAUUAAUAUUAUUCAAUUAAUUGGUGCUAGUCGAAACCUUGCCAAUGUUGACUUGGAAGAUCGUAGAAAAAAGGCCAUUAAAAAUAAAGAUUGA